AAAAGAGGCGCGCAAACUGAGGUCUACAAGUAUGCUUCAGACACAUGGCGGCCCCCAAGACAACCGCACCGACAGCAGCACGAGGGAUGACGACAGAGGGCAUGACCGGCCCAUGCCGGCGCUUUCGUUGCCCAAGAACCGCAGCACGGGCAACCUGCAUCUAUCAGCUGACCCGGCCGAUCGCAGUCGAUACCGAAUGUCCUUUGAAGCCUCGUCGGCCGGCAUCGCGGACCAUGACCCCAUCACCAGACCAUCUCCGAUCGCCGACCACGAGCACGGCUUGGGCCUCUCUGGCCUGCGCCGCAUACGACAGCAGCAUCCUCCCUCCCGAGCGCCAACUCUGCCCAGCUCAAAUGCAUCCUCUCGCAGCCCUUCCGUCGUUGCGCUUACCCGCUCUACCUCCAUGACCGCAAUGCUCAGCACCUACAGCACUCCACCUUUUGCGGGAGCUCCCAACUCCCCCAGCUUUUCUGAGGACUUGUCGCGAUUUCCGUCCGAAUCUUUGCACUCCUUUUCUUUUGCGCAUCAGUCGGAGGACUUUUUGCACAACCGCCAGAAUGUCCUGAAGCGAUCCCUCGAGUUCAUGAAGGACCGCAUGGGCCUCUCCAUGACCUCGACCCAAGCCGGCCUCGCCAGCGCCCAAGCAAGAGUUACGGGCGAUGUCGACGCGCAGCACAUGCUGGAACUUCUCGCGCGGGCGCAAGUCAUAGGCGCUGGAAACCUACCAAACCCUGACCCUUCGUCCAUUGUUGUUCCGCCACUGACUGGCCCGGCCGGCCUGCCUGCUGAAAAUGUAUUUGAGAAAGAGUUUAGUCCGAGAGCGUCCAUAUCAGAAUCGACGACGGCGCCUGAUGACACGCAUACCUUUUUACAGGAAGAGCUUGCUCGACGUAACGAGACUGCCUCUAGGCCGACGAACCUGAAGCGGACCAUGACAGACACUAUGGGCAUGGCCUUGCAAGAUAAACUGUUGGAUACAAUGUCCCAACCGUUCCUCCCCGGUGAACCCCUGUAUGAAGAGCCGCUGGGCUCUCCGGUAUCGACAACCCAGCCGGCCGCCGCACAACACAAGAGCUUCUCGGCCGCGAUGGGCCCUGCAGUACACGGACACACAAACAGAUGGGUGCCAGCCGCCCAGGCAAUCUUCACGACCGAGGCGAAACCACCGUGGACAAUCCUAGCGGCCAACGAUCUCGCAUGUCUGGUUUUUGGUGUGACAAAGGCUGAAGUCCGGAAAAUGGGUAUUCUGGAGGUUGUGCAAGAAGAGAGGCGGGCGUGGCUUGAGCGGAGACUUUUACAGUUGAGCGAUGCGGAUCUGGAAGAGGACGGCGAUGGGAACCAUAAAGCCACUCCCGCUGCAUCUGCUGCAUCCGCGUUGCUGGGCGGCAGGGGAGGCAUCACUGCUCAGCUCCUCAGCAAGCCCAACUCGAGAACUCCGCCAUCUCAGGCGGCAUCACCGAGACGCGCCCAGACGGUUCACAGCGGAGAUCCAAACCCACCGGCUACACGCACCAGCGGACACCAUCGCAACAAUCUCUCGCGCGGCGUCUUGCUGUGCGGUGACGUGGUUCCGAUUCAAAAGCGUAACGGCGCCACGGGAUCAGCAAGCCUCUGGGUGAAGGAGAAGCGCGUGGGGCUGAUUUGGGUGCUUGAGGAAAUUCACGAAGAUGUGGCGCACAUUGUUCUGGACGAGGAGGGCAUCGUACAGUCUGUUACUGGAGCAACUGAGCCAAUCUGGGGCUUCAAGUCGAUAAAGCCGGGCUUCGACGUCGCGAAGCUCAUCCCGCGAAUUCCGCGCCAGGGAAUCGACCCCAAUGAGGGCGAGAUUGACUUCGCCCAAACCAGUCGGAGGCGGUACUUCACGUGCCCCAAUUCCCACAAGUCCAACAUCCCGUGCGCCAUCGAGCAGGUCCGGGGAAAGCUUGAACUACGCGUGUCGACGUUCCCCCAUAUGGCUGGCAUCGUCGUGGUCGAGCCGGAAACGCUCAAGAUCCGAAGCUCAAACUCUGUCUUCUCCGGGGCCUUGUUUGGCUACGAGAAGCCCGAUGGCAUGCCCAUCUACAACCUCAUCCCCGACUUUGACAAGAUCCUUGCUACUCUCACAGAGGAAGACGGCCUUCAGCUGCUCGACGGCAUGGUAGUUCCAGAGCACAGAUUCCGCAGAGCAGCAGCAUUCUUCGCCUUGAAAGAACAGCGUCCCAACGCCGCCGCAGCCUUUUUGCAGCCAGAGGGUAUACCCGCAAGACAUCGCGACGGCUCCGAGCUGAAAAUCGACGUCCAGAUGCGUGUUGUUGAGAGCGAAAAGCACGUCGACAUGGCCGAAGAAAGCGACUCGGACACGGCUGAGGGAGGCGACAGACGAGCAUCUGUCUCCCAAUCAGAGCUUGUUUUUGCCCUGUGGAUUACGUAUUCACGACACCUACACACGUCUGGUCUGCAUCUGAACAUGGAAUCUCCUGAUGAUCCUGUGGCUAUAACCCCCCCUCACCAACCUUCACCAGGCCAGACUCCUGCCCACACUCCAAUGGAGAUACCUUCAGACUCCGACGAGCCCAAGAUCGAGGACGUCAAGCAACCAAUCGUUGCGAUGGCUUCCGCAAUCCCCCAGCAGAUUAAAGAUGUUGCGCUCGACGCACUCGAUGCUGCUGCGAAGCUCACGGGGACUGCCAAAACAGAGCCGCCCAAGGAGACCCCGAAGUCAGACAAGGCCGAGGACGAUGCGUCCGAUCGCAAGACCACCAUUGACGACUAUACCAUCCUUGAAGAUAUGGGCCAAGGAGCUUACGGUCAGGUGAAACUUGCUCGGCAUAAAAAGACGGGCAAGAAAGUGGUGUUGAAAUAUGUGACUAAGCGUCGUAUUCUCGUCGAUACUUGGACUCGAGACAGGAAGCUCGGAACCGUCCCCCUGGAGAUCCAUGUCUUGAACUAUCUGCGCAAACCCGAGUUCCGACACCCCAAUAUUGUGGAGAUGGAAGGCUUCUUUGAAGACGACGUCAACUACUAUAUCGAGAUGGCUCCCCACGGCCUCCCUGGCAUGGAUCUGUUCGACUACAUUGAGCUUCGUGCAAACAUGGACGAGGACGAAUGCCGGAGCAUCUUUGUUCAGGUUGCGCAAGCCGUCCACUUCUUACAUACGAGGGCCCAAGUCGUUCAUCGUGACAUCAAGGAUGAGAACGUGAUCCUCGACGGCGCGGGAAACAUUAAGCUCAUUGACUUUGGAAGUGCAGCAUACAUCAGAAGCGGCCCCUUUGAUGUAUUUGUGGGCACAAUUGACUAUGCUGCACCAGAAGUCCUGGCUGGGAAACCUUAUGGUGGCCGUGAGCAAGAUGUCUGGGCUCUCGGCAUCCUUCUCUACACCAUCGUCUACAAAGAGAACCCUUUCUACAGUAUCGAUGAGAUCAUGGACCGAGACCUGCGUAUCCCGUUUGUCAUCAGCGAGGACAGCAUCGACUUGAUCCGCUGCAUGCUGAACCGGGACGUUGCCAAGCGGUUUACUAUUGAGCAGGUGCUGGAUCACCCGUGGUGCAGGGAGCAUAUAGGCAAACAGAAGUAA
This is a messenger RNA of Trichoderma citrinoviride, 3553 nucleotides long. Its product is annotated as Pkinase-domain-containing protein. Gene Ontology annotation, biological process: protein phosphorylation; intracellular signal transduction; negative regulation of glycogen biosynthetic process. Gene Ontology annotation, cellular component: cytoplasm; nucleus; cytosol. The transcript has 5 exons. NCBI's taxonomy places the organism in Eukaryota, Fungi, Ascomycota, Sordariomycetes, Hypocreales, Hypocreaceae. The coding region runs from base 32 to 3553 and encodes 1173 amino acids. The record is from RefSeq and is a predicted model, not a curated record. Gene Ontology annotation, molecular function: protein serine/threonine kinase activity; ATP binding.